Molecule: messenger RNA, 5387 nt
Organism: Lingula anatina
Lineage: Eukaryota; Metazoa; Brachiopoda; Lingulata; Lingulida; Lingulidae
Product: NACHT domain- and WD repeat-containing protein 1
Molecular function (GO): protein binding
Source: RefSeq, a predicted model, not a curated record
GAAGACCCGCACUACUGCAACAACAACCAUUACCCCAGGUAUUAAUAUCAAGAACAUGUACUCGGGUACCUUGAGUUUUCCUCAGUGAUCCGAGAGCACACAGGUUUUCCCUGUCGUUACCUCAAUGGAUGUACAUGUAGAGUCUCAAUCAAUCUUAUGAUAGACACGUUGAUCUCAUGUGUGAGGGUAUUUUACCUGUGAUAAAUGUUAACGAAUUGUUUGAGAAAAUGUUGACUUAGGACACACUGAGGUGAAAAAAGGGGAUGGCUUACCCGGGCAGGAAAGUGUCAGGUAAAGAGACAUCUAUGGGAGCACGAGCAAGAGGGUAUUCCAAAUCCGUGUCGCUGCUCCUGAAAAAGUCCCAGGACGGAGCUUCCCCAUUUCCUUUCGCCACCAGUCCAUCAGGACCUGUCCCAACCACAACAGAUAGAUGUCGUCCAAAGUCUGUUAGUCGCACAAGAAGUGAUACUGGUAGCAUUAUAGUAACAGACACAGAUAAUUCAGGCUCACUGUCCUCUCCGAGAAGAAAAUUCUCAGAGGGAUCCACGGGAGCCCACACAGGAGGGUACUCUAAAUCGAUGUCGUCAGGUUUCGGACAGAGUUUAAAUGCACAAAGUGGAAACGUGACGUCACUUUCCCCGGGAUCUCGUCAACAGAUGGCGCUCAGCGUCCCCAGUGACGUAAGCAGUGAACGUCCCACAAGCGCAUCACUACUUGUCCCAGGUGCCGGUAGACCGUCUUCAUCAAGCGGACGCCUUAAUGGGAGGAUGUCAGCUUCGCCAGAGCCUUGGGAUAUUAACAUACGACAAACAAUGGCGAUACUUCACGGUGAUCUUUCUGAGUUGCCGCCUGUUCCUUCUUCUGUCAUCAGAGUAUUCUUGAGUUCAACAUUCAAAGAUAUGACUUUAGAGCGUAACACGCUGACCCGUGACGUGUUUCCGCAUUUAAAGCAGUACAGCAGCAAACUCGGUUUUGACUUCCAAGUGGCUGAUAUGCGCUGGGGCGUGGGCGACGAUGCAACCAAUGAGCACACGACUGAGAGAUUAUGUCAAGAGGAGAUUCUGAAGUGUCAGCGCAUCUCAGCAGGACCCAAUUUUGUAGCGUUAGUGGGAAACCGCUAUGGGUACCGCCCAUUUCCCGUAGAAAUACCCAUCAAGGAGUUUGACGUCAUAAUGUCCAUGGCAGAAGAGCGCGACAUUCUGGAGCGCCAUCUAUUGACUGAAUGGUUUCUGGCCGAUUACAACGCGCUGCCUCCAGUGUACGUGCUACAACCGAUAAAUUCGAAGAUUCCUCACUUCGGCAACACCGAUCCAGAGCAGGAAAAGUUGGCCAAGGAGGCUCAUGCAAAAUGGGUCAAAAUAUUCACCACAUUGCAGCAUAUAUUGAGACACGCGGUGGACCACGCCGUCAAGAAGAAACUGAUCAGCGAAGAAAGGCGGAACAACUAUUUCGUAUCAGUUACUGCAGGAGAAAUUGAAAGAGGAAUAUUUAAAGCCAAAGAAGUAAAUAGACGUUCUCUGUGCUACGCAAGAGAGAUACCCAACAUUGACAAAUUUCAGUUUGGUGCCCAAGAUCCUUCCACCAGAAUCUACGUGGACACUCGCAGACACGGAGAUAAAGUCGUCGUCGAUCACGAGGCAGUUUCACUUCUACAGGAUCUAAAAAGAAAACUUCGCAAGAAGUUGAAAAUUAAAUAUUCAUCUCAAACUGUUGUGUGGUUUCCAAGGGGAAUUGAUCCUAACACCCAACUCAAUCACGCUGAGUACAUUGAUAAACUGACAAAGCAGAUCACUGCUGAUAUGGAAGGAUUGAUAAAUGUGGCCCAUCAAGAAAAGACGAACAACGAGAAGACCGCGUACUGGAAAUUACGCUCUGAGGUUUUGUAUCAUCAUCACAUUUAUAUGGCGCAUACGGGCACGUUCUGCGGCCGGGAGCGAGUUCUAGAGAAGAUACGAGACCUGAUACUGUCACCUCAGUUCAGACGACCCAUUGUUCUCCAUGGAGAAUCUGGCUAUGGCAAGACGGCAGUGAUGACUCAACUUGUCCAAACGAUCCCGGAAUGGCUGUCAGCCCCGGUUUGUCUCAAGGUGAUACGAUUCGUCGGGGCCUCCCUGGGGACGUCAACUGUCUAUGGCCUUUUGUCUAGUGUCUAUUAUCAAAUAGACGCUGCGUUUAAGAUGUUGCAUUCCCCUGAAUUCUUUGCAAAUACAAAACGUCUCAUACGUAAUGGUCCUCUGUUUCUUCGGAACUGUGCACGGAAACACAACCAGCCGAUUGUUGUAAUACUCGACGCAUUGAAUCAACUCCACCCGGCGGAGAACGCAUAUGAAAUGCAGUGGUUACCAGGCGUAAUGACGGAGCUUCCACUAAACGUGCACUUGAUAGUGUCUUCAAACUACAAACACGACAUUGUCAAAACUCUUCAGAAGCUUCGAGGGGACGACAAGGGGUUUAUCCAGCUAGGAUGGAUAUCACAGGCCACUGCAGAUGACAUUUUAGAGGCCAACCUUAAACAUUACAAAAGGACGCUUACAGAACAACAAAAAGGGUGUGUUUUGGAACAUUUUGCGCAGGGGGAAACCCGAACACCACUUUUCUUGAAGCUGUUAAUAGAAGAAGCACUGAUGUGGCGAUCCUACACAGAAUUGUGUACAAUCCAGUCCUCUAUGUCUACCACGGUCCAAGCGUCCAUCAAUCGGCAAUUUGAUCAGUUGGAAGCAAAAUUUAAGAAGAUAAUUGUGCAGAACAUUCUGGGGUACAUAACCAUUGGACUGAAUGGCGUCACGGAGAACGAGCUUGAGGACGUCCUGUCAUGCGACAACGAGGUUUUAAAAGAAGCCUAUGUUUACCACAAGCCUCCUGCAUCCGACUUUAUUCGUAUGCCGCCGCUCAUUUGGGCAAGGCUACGCCAUGAAAUGCGUGAUUUUCUUGAGGAGAGACAGUCACAUGGACUUGUGACGAUAGACUGGUGCCAUCAGCAGUUCAGAGAUGCAGCUUACAGGAGAUAUGUCGGUGAAAGUGACAUGAGACGUCUGCACAAGAACAUGGCGGAGAUCGUCUCUACUGAACAGCCUAUUGUGAAAUCUUUACGAAUACGUCUUAGAAACGAAAGGAAGGUCAUUGUUUUACCCGAUGUCGACAGAAAGGUCACUUUGCAGCCCCUCUCAAGGACGAACUUUAGGAAGUUAGAUUGCUGGCCGCACCAUUUGCUUAAUGCAGGUGACAUUGACGGUCUCAAACGCCAUUGCUGGUUCAAUCUUGAGUUUUUAAUGAUGGCCCUUGACGUACUAGGGAUUGCGUCUGUCAUUGAUGCCUUACAGGCGGCCGUAGAUCAAACUUCAGAUGAAGAGCUUCAGAAUGCAUUUGACGCUGUUAACUGUGCCAGCGAGAGGAUAGGAAAUGUGUCCCUUUUCCCUUUUUACCUCCUUGCGGCGUUUACCGGAGGAAAGCCAAAUAGUGAGGGGAAGCCAUCUUUGGAAUCACAGUUUAUACAGCAACUGCGAAAUUGGAUAAAAGAAUCAAAAACACUGAUGCUUGAGCCAUUACAUCCCUUCUUAUUCCUUCAUGAAAUGCGCGAAGUCAACCAACAGCUAAAUGCCAUAUCAGAAAUUAAAAGAACGAAAUCAGAAGCUUCACUAAAUCAGUCCUCCUCGUUGUGUAUUCGGGAUCUUCAGGCGUUUGAUGUGACAAGUAAUGGCAGUUUGUUAGCCUUGGGUUACAUCUCCUCUCCCCUUCAAGUUGUAGACCUGACAACGGGUGUCAAAGUUGACGACAUGCCACGGCGUCAUGUUGUAGAUGGGGUCCAUUUUGUGUGCAAUGACUCACAUCUGUUUGUCUUUCAGAGGAACGUGUGUGUUUAUUUGCUGUCUUUAGAGGGUGACUCUAUGCAAGACAACCCAGUCUAUGACUUUGACUUUGACAACGGAGAGUUGCCAGAGACGUAUUGUUUAGUUAAAAGCUCAACCGAGGCUGUCUUCUGUACUGUUAAUAACGGGAUCUGUAAACAAUUAAAAUCUUGGAAUAUGGCGACAAAACAAAAAGAGUGGGAGAUUGAUAUUCAAGAAGAAAGGAUGCCGUCCCCAUUUUCCAUAUAUUCAAACGGCACCCAAGUCAUUUUUCAAAUCCAAUCGGACUUAGAUCUUGUACAAGAUGUGGACGAGAGCCUGGUGGAAUUCGAAGACUUGAGCACAUCUGGAUACGAGUCAGUCAUGGAGGCUACCGAUUAUGAAGAAGAGACAUGCCAUCCAUCGCCAUCGUCACAUACAGAAUAUACAUACUAUAUGUUCGAUCGAAAAGAUCCAGAUGAGGUCGUGCACACCUGUGAGGUCGGCAAGGAGGUGGUGCAAGGGCACAGUGGUGAGUUACUCAACAAGUUCCAGGCUCUCGUACCUACUUCAAAGGGAAUCUGUUUGAUUGAUCCCAUAGAGAAGACUUCAAAGUACGUCAAGAGCAUCAUGGCAAAAGACAAAGGGAUGUUAGCAGAAAGUGACACCCAGCUGUCUGACAUAACCAAACCAUCGUGUAUUUCCAAAGUCAGUGAGAAGGGAUGUUUUGCUUUUGGGUAUAAAUCAGGACACAUUUUGAUCCAUACUGUAAACGACACACCAUCAUUGAUAGUGGAGAAGCUGUGUAAACCGACAAAGGCCCAGGUGAAGCUGUUGGCCUUGUCAAAGAACGGAGAUCUUGUAGCGUGUUGGAGUCACGAUCACACACUGUCGCUCUGGACCUGCCAGUCCUCCAUCAACAAAGAGAGCAGCGUGACUCUUCCCCUCACAGACCUGGAAAUAACACACUUACGGUUCUCUGAUGAUGGUCAGCUGUUAUUUGUUGUCGGAGCUUUCGAGUCUCAGACCGAUUUCACCAAUCAGUUGUUAGUUUUUCGCGUACAUGCACAAGUAGCUGAUUGAUUAUUGCCCAAAGGAGGUGACCGUGGAUUUUUUUUAUAUGAUCCCAGGAAUGUUUUCCAGGUGCUUAUAAUAAUGAUAAUGUGGAAUUUUCAUUUGUACAACUGAUUAGAAUACCAGGACUGUAAGGGGGUGAAAAUGGAAUCCUUUCCUUUCUCACAUUCAAAGGGGGCUUAGUUAUGCCUCAGUAAACGUCUAGCCAAAUAUAAUGGGUGGUACGAAUAACCUCCCUGCAUGAACUGUAGGCCAUCGACAGCUGCCCUCCCCCUCUCUUCAAGAUGUCUUCUCUGCUUACAACGCUUAAUAAAUACGCGUAAAUGCGUUGAAAUCUGGAUAAUACUUGACUGAUUACAGAACAUGUACAUACAUUUUGAUAAUAUUAGAGAGAAAACAACGAAUCAAUUCAUACAUCUUAAAGUAAUUGAAUAUUUUUCUUCAAUUUUAUUGUUUAAUGUAAAGCAAUAUUUUAAUAAAAUUAAAAAA